Messenger RNA from Drosophila busckii, 1073 nucleotides. RefSeq names its product myogenic-determination protein (gene nau). The record is from RefSeq and is a predicted model, not a curated record. Gene Ontology annotation, biological process: muscle organ development; regulation of transcription by RNA polymerase II; positive regulation of myoblast differentiation. The coding region runs from base 98 to 1051 and encodes 317 amino acids. Gene Ontology annotation, molecular function: protein dimerization activity; RNA polymerase II cis-regulatory region sequence-specific DNA binding; DNA-binding transcription factor activity, RNA polymerase II-specific. The transcript is spliced from 5 exons. NCBI's taxonomy places the organism in Eukaryota, Metazoa, Arthropoda, Insecta, Diptera, Drosophilidae.
UCUUGCGGGCGACGGUUCGUCUCGUUGUCGUGCUCUUAAAACGCGCCUUUUCUUCAAGUGCAGUGAGUGUCUGUGAAAGUAUCUCGUGUGCCUAACCAUGACCAAAUACAACAAUGCCAAUGACAUGCAUGCCAUGCCCGGCAACACAAUCAAACAGGAGUACAACAAUUACGCCCAGUCAACAGGCUACAGCUAUAAUAGCAAUACCCUCACGCAUCCUCACCAGACACUGCAGCAUUUCUUUAGUCGCUUCAAUGCCGUCGGCGAUGGCAGCAAUAGCAACGUUUGCAAUUUCAACAACAGAAACCAUCAACAGUCUACGGAUACGGGCAAACAGCAUUCCAUGACGCUGACGCCCUCGCCUGUCUACACUACGGAUUACGAUGAUGACGACAGCAGUCUUAGCUCCGAGGAGCAUGUGUUAGCUCCGCUUGUCUGCGCCUCGGCGCAAAGCUCGCGUCCUUGCCUCACCUGGGCCUGCAAAGCCUGCAAGAAGAAGAGCGUCACAGUUGAUCGACGUAAAGCGGCCACAAUGCGCGAGCGUCGCCGACUGCGUAAGGUUAAUGAGGCCUUUGAGAUAUUGAAAAGACGCACAUCAUCCAAUCCCAAUCAGCGUUUGCCCAAAGUGGAGAUACUACGCAAUGCCAUAGAAUAUAUUGAAAGCCUGGAGGAUCUGCUACAGGAGUCCACGCCUACGAGAGAUGGCGACAAUAUGGCGUCUAGCUUUGGCAGCAAAGGCUGCCAAUCGGAUUAUCUGAACUCUUAUGCUGGUGCAGCGUAUUUGGAAGAUAAACUCAUCUUCUAUAACAGACAUAUGGAGAAAUAUGCGCAGUUUUCAGACUUUGAUAGCAGCGCCAGCGCAAAUGGCUCCAGUCUGGAUUGUCUAAAUCUCAUAGUGCAAAGCAUUAACAAAAGCACAACCAACGCUAUGCAAAUUCCAAGCAAAUCCAGCGCAUCAACCAGCACAGCAGCAACCACAAGCACAACAGCAACAGCCACAGCAGCAACAACAAGUUUGCAUGCAAAUUUCAAACAAAAAUGCAGCACCUAACAUUAAGCCAAAACUCUCUCAG